AUUAAACAAAAUGUGUCUACUGUUGCAAGUUUGGUCUACGAAGGGGUGAAAACUGUUGGCGAUAAAGUUGCUACCUUAUCAAGACACAUGAGUGGUGGCUCAGAUAACAACAGUGAUUCUUUCGAUGAUUUUGUGACUGAUGAUUUCAAUUUAUCACAUGCCAGCAAUACUUCCAGUGUAAAAUGUGAGUGGUCAUGCAGUGGAGGAUGUAGUGAGGUGUCAGACCGCGGCGUAGCGGAGCGGCUGGCUGGGAUACUAGCUCGAGGUGCUCGACUGAUCAAGACUGAAGUUUGGACAUGGGGAAGUGUACAACAUGGCCAGUUGGGCACGGGAGAUAUGGUCAAACGUCACAGACCAGUGUUGGUGAACCAGUUGUUGCACGGUGGAGUGGACCGGAUAGUGUGUGGGGACUCCCACUGUCUCGCCAUCACGUUGACAGGCAUGUGCUACGCCUGGGGAGCUAAUGACAGCGGACAGGUCAGUGCGGUACAGCGAGGCACAGAUCUGAGCUGCCCAGUGGCGUGGGGUCACGUGGUGCGAGCUGCGGCCGGCACCAGACAUUCGGUGCUCAUCGCUAGCGACCACACACUUCACUGGCUCGGGAAACACAGGAAUGAGGACAUGGCAGAGUACGAUAUGUUGGACAGCGAGAUUCCACUGCACGUCAUGUGUUGUGGUGACUUCACCUGUAUCGUGGCCGGCUCACUUGACAGUGAUGUAGCCUCCAGCACGGACCUCGCUAGCGAGCAGUGCUUCUUGGAGGAGAUGCUCACAGUGCAAACCUCGGUCCUCAAACCACUAGCGAGGAAGUCUAACCUAGAUGACAUCAUUGCUAACUUGUGUUCCAAAUACACAGAUCUGUUACAACUAACUUGCCGUAAAUGUGACGUCCAUGUCUCAAGGCAACGAGCAGUUUUCAAACUGCUACAGGAUCACAUGGAUGAGUAUUUACAGGUGUAUGAUGUCUAUUUGGGCGCGGUCCCUGCGAUUAUGAUCGCCAUGAGCGGGUUCUCACAACUAGCUCGUGUCGUAGACAUCCCUCCCAGGCUGGUGGCCAUCUUCUCCGACAGGCUACCGUCUCGCAAGACUUCCCCUGAGGCAAUACUCACUUGCGCUUUCACACAUCCCCUCAACAGGGUCUCUGUUUACAAGAUGAUGCUGUCGCGUGGACAGAGCCCUGUGCCUCCAGAAGCGCUCAAGUGGGAACAGUUCUGUGACAAACAAGACACGAUGCGCAAGCAGGCCGACAGCACCAGGAUGUUCUGGGAGAGUUGUGGCAGACUUGUGGAUAUCCUCAGGACACCUCAGCGGAGACUGAUGAGAGAGUCGAGGUCACAUCCGCUGACGGUCCAGAAUGUCUCCAGGUUCUCCAGUCAGUGGUUGAUUACUGCUGUCUGA
This is a messenger RNA of Homalodisca vitripennis (glassy-winged sharpshooter), 1398 nucleotides long. Its product is annotated as alsin-like. The record is from RefSeq and is a predicted model, not a curated record. Bases 88 to 1398 code for a protein of 436 amino acids. The transcript is spliced from 8 exons. NCBI's taxonomy places the organism in Eukaryota, Metazoa, Arthropoda, Insecta, Hemiptera, Cicadellidae.